UAACCUUGUUAAGUUUGUCUUUUAUGCAGAGUAAUUUAAACUCCACCCCCAAAAGAAUCUCCACUUCAAGAUUCAUACUUGGUGUUCAGCAAAAUAGGAGUCGCUGUGGGACCAACUUUGUUUAAAGAACACGGAUCAUGUUCUCAAAUAUAGUGUGUCAGAAAAUGCUGCUAACAUUCACAUCAUUCUUUGUAAUUACCUGGAUAAUAUUUGUAAUUUCUCAAAAUUCUGCAAAGCUUUGGACCACUCUAAAUGCACCCAUAUCUUUCCAUCCCUGGAACACAUCCAUGAAGUCCUCACAGUCAAAGUUAUCAACAGAGACUAAGAUCAGAGAGGACACCCCUAAAAUGACAGGCCACCAACAAGACAAGUCACCAACAGAGACAGAGCUGAAAGUCAGGGAGAUUCUGGAGAAGCUAGAUCGACAGAUCCCUCCCAGACCCUUCACCCACCUCAACACCACCACAAGCGCUGCACACAGCACGGCCGCCAUCCUCAACCCUCGAGAUACAUACUGUGUAGGGGACCAGCUGGACAUCCUGGUAGAGGCUAGAGACUACCUAAGAAACAGGAAGGGGUAUGGUGGGGACUUCCUGAGAGCCAGGAUGUCCUCCCCAGCCCUGAAGGCAGGCGCUUCUGGAAAGGUGACAGACUUCAACAAUGGCACCUACCUCGUCCGCUUCACUCUGUUCUGGGAGGGCCCGGUCUCCCUGUCUAUCCUGCUCAUGCACCCCAGUGAAGGGGUGUCAGCUCUCUGGAGAGCCAGGAACCAAGGCUAUGGCAGAAUUGCCUUCAAAGGUACUUUUGUUAAUGGCACGUCCCGGGUCACAGCUGAAUGUGGCCUGACCCUAAACUCAAGCAAUGAACCAUGCAAAUACCUGUACCGUGGUGGCGAGCAAGUCUUCUAUUGCAUGAAGCCUCUACACAUGCCCUGUGAGGCCCUGACCCACGUGUGUACCAGGCAGCAAGGUGUUUCUUAUCUCACUGCCAAAGAAAAAGACCUUUUUCAGAAGUCCAACAUAGGAGUUGAAAUGAUGAAGCACCCUAAAUAUAUUGCUGUCUCCCAAUGCAACAAGAGUGAAAACGUGAGAAAGAAAUGUGAGAUUGGAAUGGAGAUUCCCAUACCUAGCGGUUACACUUUACGAGGAAGGUGGGUAACAGCCCAGUGCACCCAGCGCCUGUUUAACUCAAGUCAGAUAAAUGACUGUUUGAAGGGAAAGCUCAUUUACCUCCUGGGAGACUCCACACUGCGCCAAUGGAUCGAGUACCUUCCCAAGGUUGCAAAAACACUGAAGCCUUUUGACCUUCAUGGAACUGGACUAUAUAAGAAACAUUUGCUUUUGGAUGCUGAAAGGCACACAUUGGUUCAAUGGAAGAAACACAGCCACCCCUUCAUCACUGUCAAGCUCUACUCUGUGAUAGAUGAUGGUUAUAUCCCUCAGGAGAUUGACCGCUUACCAGGCGACAAAGAUACUGUCAUAGUCAUUACCUUGGGCCAACACUUCAGACCCUUCCCCAUGGAACUUUUCAUUCAUAGAGCUAUCAAUAUCCAAAAGGCUAUUGAGCGGCUCUUCCUCAGAAGCCCUGAUACUAAAGUCAUUAUUAAGACAGAAAAUGUUAGGGAGAUGAACCUAGAUACAGAGAAAUUCGGAGACGUCCAUGGCUAUAUUCAGUAUCUAACCACAAAGGAGAUUUUCAAAGACCUUUAUGUGGGUACCAUUGAUGCCUGGGACAUGACCAUUGCAUGUGGUACCAAUAUUCUCCAUCCACCUAAUGAAGUGAUUGGAAAUCAGAUUGACAUGUUUUUAAACUACAUUUGCUAAAAAGUACAUCACUGGGAGCCAGUGUUGCCCAGCCAUACCACGUGAUCCGUCAGUGAAGUUUUAUUCAAUUUAGGAUUUUAAAAAAAAAAUCAAAUUUAAAAGAAUCUGUUUUGGAAUAGAGAUGUGACUAAGCUGAGCGGGUGUCUGCUCAGCAUGAAGCCUGGGGUUCAGCUUCCAGCACCACAUAAGCAGGGUAUAGUGGCACAUGCUUGUAAUUCCAAGACUCAGGAAGAUCGGAAGUUAAGGUAAUCUUUGUCGUAUAGUCAGAUCAAGAAGAGCCUGGGCUACAUGAGAAUAUUCCUUGGUUAAAAAUAAUAGUCAUGAUCGUGACAGGAAACAUAUCUAAAAACAGUGACUACAGAGAGGGAAUAUAAAGCCAGGAACAGUAAGUGCAAAGGGCCAUCCUAGAAUGUACUGUUUACCUCUGCGUUGGUAAACACCUUUAUUUGUUAGGCAAGCUUGAAUCAUGAUUUCUGUUACUCUUGGCUAAACCAAAUGUCAAAGACAGCAGCAUGUCAUUGUCACUAUUAUCUAAUUUUUUUUAUAUAAAAAAAGUUUUCUGCAAAAGAACAGAAAGUAAGUUUUCUAUGUUUGGAGGGCUAUAUAUUUCCUCUGUCACCAUAUUUCAUUCUGCCACCAAGGCACAAAACAAGACAAAUAUGUAAGCAAAUAAAAAUGUUUUUGUUUAAAAAAAAAAAAAAACCUCCAGUAAUAAACACUAAAAAUUGAAUCUUAUUUAAUGUAUGUAUGUUAGAAAAUGUUAUUAUUCCUUUUACUUUCCCCUGCUAUUUUUAAAAAUCAUGGACCACAGUAACAAAUAAAUAAAUAAAUAAAUAAAUAAAUAAGCACAGUUAAGCACACAGAGACUGACAUGUUCAGCCUCCAGGCUAUGAUUUGCAGACAUCUCAUUUGAAACAAAUAACAACAACAAAAUAGGAAAACUUGAACAAAAAUCCCUCAAAAACUAAUGAGGAAAACAUUGUCAAACUAAAAGUAGGGGGAAACUCCACCCACUGAAAAAAAUAGUCAAUCGGAAAACCACAAGAAAUGUUUCUCACUGAACGAAACACAACAGUUAUCUCUCAGGAUGUUGGUGGCAUGUGGCUUUUCCUGGGGAGACAAGAGCAUGCACACUCUGAGCUCAGAUAACACACUGACAGAAGAAACAUACAACUUCCCCAAAUCAAGCUGAGCAUACAGGGAAGUUUGGAGGAGUUGUUUAAGAGUUUAGAUGCCUUUUUCUGUACACUGCUGGACAAUCCAGGACCUUUAACAUGCGGGGUACUACCCACCACUAACAAGAGACAGCUCUAGUCCAUCUCUCAGGUUGAAAAGCUGGAGACAGACUUUGGAAUGUUGUUCCUCAGUAAGGAAUCAAGCUAGGAAACUCUGCCUGAGAAAAACAGAUGUCAGCCAAUAUUCUUCCACAAGAUUCCUUGGUAUCUGCUGUUAUGUCCACUUUUUGUUUCUGAUUUUGUAAAUUUGGAUAGUCUCUCU
Molecule: messenger RNA, 3320 nt
Organism: Arvicanthis niloticus (Nile rat)
Lineage: Eukaryota; Metazoa; Chordata; Mammalia; Rodentia; Muridae
Source: RefSeq, a predicted model, not a curated record